Mytilus californianus (California mussel) is the source of this 667-nucleotide messenger RNA. RefSeq names its product lipase member I-like. Gene Ontology annotation, biological process: lipid metabolic process. The transcript has 5 exons. Lineage: Eukaryota; Metazoa; Mollusca; Bivalvia; Mytilida; Mytilidae. The record is from RefSeq and is a predicted model, not a curated record. Gene Ontology annotation, molecular function: lipase activity. Bases 1 to 666 code for a protein of 221 amino acids.
AUGUCCGCCCUAUACUUUUUUGAUGUAAAUGUAAUUGUUGUGAUAUGGACGAGAGGAGCCUAUGACAAUUACAACCAAGCUGUAGCAAAUACCCGGGUUGUCGGUGCUGUUACAGCUAACUUGAUCAAACUGUUACAUAGUGCUGGAGGGGUCAGUUAUAAUGAUAUGCACAUAGUCGGACAUAGUCUUGGUGCUCAUGUUGCUGGUUACGUGGGUCAAAGAGUCCCUAUAGGGAGAAUUACUGGUCUAGAUCCGGCUGGUCCAGAAUUUAAUACCGCUGAUCAAAGAGUAAGAUUGGACCCUUCAGAUGCUACAUUUGUUGACAUUAUUCAUACUGAUGGUGCGCUUGGAUUUCGACAUACAAUGGGACAUGUCGAUUUUUAUCCAAAUGGUGGCAAAAUUCAGCCGGGUUGCUUAUUUGAUAAGAUUGCACCAUUUUAUAGCUGUGGUCAUAUGAGGUCGGUUUACUACUUUAUAGAAUCGAUAAAUACAAAUUGCCAUUUUACAUCUCAUCCAUGUGAUAGUGAAGAUGAUUACAAGAACUUACUCUGUACCGGAUGUGGGAUUGGUUGUCAAGAGAUGGGAUACCAUAUUUCACGCAAUGCUCGUGGAACAUUUUAUUUGAAAACUAGUCCUAAUUAUCCAUAUUGUGCUGGUUCACAUUAAA